UUUGUGAACGACGCGUCAGUAGUUUCCCGGGGUAACCGGUGACCCACUGAAUAGCGCUGAAAUGAAUUAGCAUGUCAGCUAGCUGUAUUAGCAUAACACUUAUAUAGCAAAUACGUUUUAUUCGCCGCUAUGCAAUUAUUUAACAUGGAAAAAGCCUGAUAUUUUUUCUUGCUAGUUAGCCAGAUAGCUUAUGGGACAGCGAGAUAUUUCCACCAGCUAGCAUUAGUGCAUUAGUGCAUACCUACCUAGCAUUGUCUCUAGCUGUGUGUGUGUGUGUGUGUAAGCGCGUCUUUAGAAUCCUGAUAGUUUAAAGGUGUUUAAUACUAUUUAUUAAUUUGGUAAAAAUGUUCACAGAUGAAGCUCUUGAUAUUGUUGGGUUUCCGUCUACUUGGAAAAAAUGCCAACGACAGACUCAUGACUCGAAAACAUGUCAGACCAUGCCUGUUCACACAGCUGAGACUGAGACACAGGUCAGAAGUGUGUCAUGCAACAGCACACAGACUGAUCCUCCAGAGGACCUCGCUGAUCAGCUCACCCACCAAUCGGACCUGUCAGCUGAGCAGCCUGGGCUGAGGGAUUUCCUGCACCGUGUGGAGGACCUGGUCAUCCAGGAGCUGGUGAAGAACUCAAAGAGCCAUGCUUUUGAUGAAUAUGAAGUGAACUGGACUGAUCAGCAUGAGACAGUGUCAUGUUUAUUCAGUCUUGGGUACAGUGAGGCUCAGGACAGAGGGCUUCAGGUCACCAGUGUGUCCUGGAACUGCACUGGGUCUGUUAUAGCGUGUGCUUUUGGACGUGUAGAUGAUGGCGACUGGAGCACUGAGAAGUCGUACGUGUGCACAUGGAAUCUGGAUCGUAGCAGAGUGAACCCGAAACAGCCGGACAUAGUCAUAGAGACGGCAAAACCCGUCAUGUGCGUGUCCUUUCAUCCACUGCGGCCGUCUCUGAUUGCCGGAGGGCUGUACAGUGGAGAAGUGAUGGUGUGGGACACGAGUCGUGCUCAGGAUCCCGUUUUGGCUCAAACAGGGAUGUGUUUAGAUACACACAAAGAGCCAGUAUAUGAGGUGAAGUGGGUCCCAGGGCUUCGUCGAGGAGACAUGGCAGUUGUAAGUGCAUGUUCAGGAGGUCGAGUCCUGCGCUGGAGUGUAGACGGAGCAGAAGGUAAACUGACACUAACUGCUGGAUUUGCUCUCGUCAGGAAGCAACUCCCUGUGAGUCGAUCAGCCAGCAAGGUGAGAGGUGACACAGCUGUCGGUGUGAGUUCGCUUGCGCUUUCACCCUGGGACACAGACAUGUUCCUAGUGGGCACUGAGGGAGGUCUGGUGCUUAAGUGUUCCUUCAGCAGUCAGACAGUAGCAGCGGUGCCACCUAAUGGUGAGAGCGUGACACUACAUGCUCCUGCACAGUUCUGUUUCACACCACGAGCCGGGCCCGUCCAGUCGCUUCACUUCUCUCCCUUUCACAGGAACCUGUUUGUGAGUGUGGGGACGGACGGCUUGGCACAUGUCCACAGUGUCCUGCAGCCUGGUCCUCUGCUGUCCCUGCGCGUUUCUGACUCAUACGUGUUCGGAGUUCGGUGGUCACCUGUUCGGCCGCUAGUUUUCGUUGCAGUCACUGGGGAAGGUGUGCUGCAGGUGUUUGAUUUGGGUCAGAAGAGUCUCAGACCGGUUGCCACCAUUGAGCAGGACACUGGAGGUCAGGGUGCUCUGUGUGUGGAGUUUAACCAGCAUCAGCUCCUGGCAGUGGGGAACGCAGACGGUAAGGUGAACAUCUGGAGACUGAGUGCUGAGUUCACGGAGCAGCGGCCCAGAGAGAGCACCAUCCUGCAACAACUCGCAGAUGAUGUACCUGAGUGACACACAGUCCAGAACUGAGGUCUCCUUCCACUUUGUGACUUCGGUGUCUGAUCAUGUGGGAGAUUCAGGUGAAGAUUCAGACUCUAAAAGUGACUGGAAAAUUGUCACAUAUAUAUUUGUUUACUAGAAUAAAAAUGGCAGUUGGAAUUAU
Messenger RNA from Silurus meridionalis, 2004 nucleotides. It is a transcript of the gene dync2i2, whose product is annotated as dynein 2 intermediate chain 2. Gene Ontology annotation, cellular component: cytoplasmic dynein complex; ciliary plasm. Gene Ontology annotation, biological process: intraciliary transport. Lineage: Eukaryota; Metazoa; Chordata; Actinopteri; Siluriformes; Siluridae. The transcript is spliced from 9 exons. The coding region runs from base 345 to 1853 and encodes 502 amino acids. The record is from RefSeq and is a predicted model, not a curated record. Gene Ontology annotation, molecular function: dynein heavy chain binding; dynein light chain binding.